Limanda limanda (common dab) is the source of this 2135-nucleotide messenger RNA. RefSeq names its product transcription factor A, mitochondrial (gene tfam). The record is from RefSeq and is a predicted model, not a curated record. The transcript is spliced from 7 exons. The coding region runs from base 145 to 987 and encodes 280 amino acids. Gene Ontology annotation, molecular function: transcription cis-regulatory region binding. NCBI's taxonomy places the organism in Eukaryota, Metazoa, Chordata, Actinopteri, Pleuronectiformes, Pleuronectidae.
GAUCAUAGGCGCCUUUUGCUGUCCCUGCCUGUCAUCUAGGAGGAGGCUCCGCAUCAUUGAAACAUUAGUGCAUGAAAACAACAGUACGCUGCCGCUGUUGAAUCCAACGUCCUCUCUUUAUUCUUCUUCUUAAUCCACAGCGACAUGGCUCCGUUCAGUUUAUUGACAGCGGGUGUUAGCCUGUUAGCGAAGUCCUUCAGCGUCUGGUCCUGCACAAACUCCCUGGCACGGUGUACCAGUUUCUUCCCGGUGAAAUGUUUGACAUCCCAAGCCAGUGGCCCACCAAAGAGACCUCUGAAUGGAUACAUGAGAUACGCCGUGCAACAGCAACCAAUCAUGACCAGACAAAACCCAGAAAUCAAGUUAGUGGAUAUCGUCAGGAAGAUCGCCCAGCAGUGGAGAACGAUGAGCCCAGAACAAAAACGGCCGUUUGAAGAGGCCUCUGUGUUGGCCAGGCAGAAGUUUAAGGUGGACUUCCAACGCUACCAGGCACUACUGACUCCAGCACAGGUCCAGCAAGAAUCCCUGGAGAAGAGGGAGAGGUUGGCCAAGAGGAAGGCCAUACGCAAGAAAAGAGAGUUGACCAACCUGGGGAAGCCUAAACGUCCUCGCUCUCCAGUCAACAUCUUCAUGUCUGAGCAUUUUGAGGAGGCCAGAGGAGUCAACACACAAGCAAAGAUGAAGUCACUGAUGGAAGACUGGAAGAAUCUGUUCAUCCACCAGAAACGGGUCUACACACAGCUGUCAGAGGAUGACAAAAUUCGCUAUAAGAAUGAGAUGAAAUCAUGGGAGGAUAAUAUGAUGGAAAUAGGACGAGAAGACCUGAUCAGAGAGCAGACCCUGUCAGCCAGGAGAAAGGCUGCUUCUAAACUUACAGCAGCCAAGAAAGGAACAAAGAAAGCUAUAGUGAAGAAGGCAAGUGCCACGGGAAAGUCUACUACAACCAGGAAGACAACAAAAACUGUCAGGACAACCAAGAAGAGAUAAGCUGUGUGUAUCUACUGAGUCUAGAGAAAAUCAUGUUCAUGACAGCUGAAGACAGGAGAUCUGAUGACCAAGGACUGUGCCCUAGUUUUUUUUUUCCGUCCUCAAACUUGAUAGUCACAAAGUUCCAAGUUUUGUCAUUGAUGCAUCUUAGGUUCAACAGGGCAAUCUUCACAGCAGUCAAACAGAAUACAAUAAUUUCACUUCACCUGAACACCUGAGCUCUGGAAUGGACCAGUUACAAGGUGAGCUUAUCCUCACCCACUCAACAAUAACCCAUAUGGCUUUGAGUGGUUGAAUGAUAUUGAGUGGGACUCAAAAUGUGAGUUAUGAAAUGUCAUGAUUUUAAAAGCUAAGACAUUUGAGUGAGAUGUUACAUUUCACAGAUACGGUUUUCCCUCUGCAAUCGUUAAAAGUUUCUACUAUUACGGUUUGUCUAUACAACUACACUCUUCUGUUUUUGGUAUGUCAUACACAGUGUUGCUGUAAUGAAUAUGUCAACUGUGAUUCUCUUUUUUUAUCUUUUCAACAAUGAAAAGUGCAAAAUGGUGUUUGUCUCAACUCUUCCUGUCUGCACAUUCGUUCCAACUAAACAUUGAUAUCUUUAAAAAUACCAAACAAAUACAUUAAUUGGUGAAAAAAGAGCUGGUCACUGACAUUUAACUCACUUUGUUAUAAUACGGUUUAGAAACAGUGGAGCUUUGUGACAUUAAAGGGAUAGUUCACCCAAAAAUAAAUAUUCAAACUACUCAACACUAUGCUGAUGGAGGGGUGGGUGAAGUGUUUGAGUCCACAAAACACUUUGAGAGACCAGAGUUGAGAGAUGGACAAAAUAAAUGUCUGUGGGAUUUGUUGAUAAUAAAAUGAAUAACAGUAGUCAUAUCAACACUGAGUCACCUGUGCUCGUGUAUGCUUCACUGUGCACUAACCAUGUACAGAUGGCAAUUCUCAUGAAUAGAACCUGACUGAAUUUGUUGUAUCGUAGCUGUUAUCAGUGUAGCUUAAGCUUGUACAGUCACAAUGUCAAACUGAAAGCCUGUAUUUUGCCAUAUAAGAUGUGAGUAACAUUUACAUCUGAGUGUUUGGUUUUUAAACACAAAAGUUCCAAAUGAUGCAAGCUUUAUAUGAGAUGCUUUUGUAAAACAUGUUGU